AUGGCGGAGGGGGCUACUGCUGCUGCGCAGGCGAAGGAAAGGCGGAAAGAGCAGCUUCGCCAGUGGGCUCGUUCAUGCACUAACCAGGAGGCGGCGGAGCCCCGUUGGCAGCGGCGGAGGAGGCGUGAGGAUGAACGGGAAGAUGAGGAUCCUGGCCGCACUGUACGAUUCGAGCGGGCAGCAGAGUUCCUGGCUGUCUGUGCUGGUGGAGAUUUGUUGGAGGCAGAAGACAUGCUCAGUGGACAGGACGGAAAGGAGAUCACUGAUAGCACCAACACAGAUGGCAUCAGUGCCUUGCACCAGGCAUGUAUAGAUGAAAACCUGGAGGUGGUAGAGUUCCUAAUAAAUCAUGGUGCCAAUGUGAAUCAGGCUGAUAAUGAGGGAUGGACGCCUCUUCAUGUUGCAGCCUCUUGCGGUUAUAUGGAAAUAGCAGAGUGAGUAAA
Molecule: messenger RNA, 443 nt
Organism: Nanorana parkeri
Lineage: Eukaryota; Metazoa; Chordata; Amphibia; Anura; Dicroglossidae
Product: protein phosphatase 1 regulatory subunit 12C-like
Exons: 2
Coding region: 1-438 (145 amino acids)
Cellular component (GO): cytoplasm
Molecular function (GO): phosphatase regulator activity; protein binding; enzyme inhibitor activity
Source: RefSeq, a predicted model, not a curated record